GUAGAAACACAAUUGGAUCAGAUAUUGAUGGAUUUAUAAACCGUUUAGGUUCCAAUUUUUUUUGUGAAGAGUUGAAGACGCCGGCGUAGAACGAGGACCGCGCGCAGUAGCGCUGAUCACGGCGAAAGCGCGUCGCCGAGGGCUUCGUACUUUGAAUUGUUCUUCACGCGCCCACAGAGAAAAAAUAAGAAGUUUACGCGUUCAGGCAACAUCCUUCGGUUUAUCUCCUCUUUGCUGCCCUUUCUCCCUAUUAUAAAUCUUCAUUGCCUUCAGGAUGUCGCAGAUGUACCGUAAUGCUGCGUCGGAUACGCUGUUUCUCAAUGGACAGAAAUUGAGUGGAAACGACAUCAGAGACCAGAAUGUUGUUGCGACACAAGCAAUUGCGAAUGUGGUCAAGUCAUCCCUGGGACCUGUCGGUCUCGACAAGAUGCUUGUGGAUGAUAUUGGUGAUGUCACUGUCACAAACGAUGGUGCCACGAUCUUGAGUCUACUCGAUGUCGAGCACCCCGCUGGAAAGAUUCUAGUCGAGCUUGCUCAGCAGCAGGACCGUGAGGUCGGUGAUGGAACUACCUCUGUUGUCAUCAUCGCCUCAGAGUUACUGCGUCGUGCUAAUGAUCUCGUCAAGAACAAGAUCCACCCCACGACAAUCAUCACUGGUUACAGACUUGCUCUGCGAGAGGCUACAAAAUACUUGACCGAGGUCAUGAGCGUAAAGACUGAUACUUUGGGAAAGGAUGUUUUGAUCAAUAUUGCAAAGACCAGCAUGUCUAGUAAGAUCAUUGGAAGUGACUCUGAUUUCUUUGCGUCUCUUGUUGUCGAUUCACUUCUUGCUGUCAAAUCUACCAACAACCGUGGCGAGGUCAAGUACCCGGUCAAGGCGGUCAACAUUCUCAAGGCUCACGGCAAGUCCAGUCUCGAGUCUGUGCUCGUGAAGGGCUAUGCGCUCAACUGUACUGUUGCCAGUCAGGCUAUGAAGACCAGCAUCACUGGAGCAAAGAUUGCCUGCCUUGAUAUCAACUUGCAGAAGGUGCGAAUGCCGCUCGGUGUCAGUAUCACUAUCGAAGAUCCCGACGAGCUGGAGCAGAUCAGAAAGAAAGAAAACACGAUUGUCUUGGAGCGUGUGCAGAAGAUCAUCAAUGCUGGCGCCAAUGUUGUUUUGACAACCAAGGGAAUCGACGAUCUGUGCCUCAAGUCGUUCAUCGAGGCUGGCGUCAUGGCCGUUCGACGAUGCAAGCGUGAGGAUCUGCGGAGAAUCGCACAUGCCACUGGUGCUACAUUGAUCAACAGCAUGUCAAACUUGGAGGGCGACGAGGUUUUCGAGCCUUCUUAUCUUGGGUUUGCAGAGGAGGUUGCGCAGGAACGUAUUUCGGACGACGAGUGCAUUCUUGUCAAGGGAACCAAGGCUUAUAGCUCCAGCUCUAUCAUUUUGCGGGGUUCCAACGACUUCCAAUUGGAUGAGAUGGAGAGAUCGGUGCAUGACUCGCUUUCUGUGGUGAAGCGUGCUCUCGAGAGCGGAAGCGUUGUUCCUGGCGGUGGUGCGGUUGAGACUGCGCUGAGUAUCUAUCUCGAGAACUUUGCUACGACUUUGGGAAGCCGAGAGCAGCUGGCUAUUGCCGAGUUUGCUUCUGCGCUGCUGGUGAUUCCGAAGACGCUGGCGGUGAACGCUGCCAAGGACUCGUCAGACCUUGUUGCGAAACUGCGAUCGUACCACGCGGCGAGCCAGAGCGCUCCGUCUACUGAUCUGAAGAGAAAGGGAUACAAGAACUACGGAUUGAAUCUCUGGGACGGCAAGGUCACGGAUGAGAUGAAGGCCGGUGUUCUUGAGCCGAGCAUGAGCAAGAUCAAGUCGCUGAAGAGUGCUCUGGAAGCGUGUGUCGCGAUUCUCAGAAUCGACACGAUGAUCACUGUGCAGCCCGAGCAACGGGAGGAGGACCCGCACGGGCACUAAGAGACAAGAGACACGGAGACGAGAGAACAAGUUGCAGAAAAAGGCAUUGUAAAUAUAUAUGAGAUGUGUUUUUUGUAGUUAGUCAAUAGUAUACGAUAUAUUGCGCCUAUCGCGGUCAC
Messenger RNA from Myxozyma melibiosi, 2067 nucleotides. RefSeq names its product chaperonin Cpn60/TCP-1 family. NCBI's taxonomy places the organism in Eukaryota, Fungi, Ascomycota, Lipomycetes, Lipomycetales, Lipomycetaceae. Gene Ontology annotation, cellular component: chaperonin-containing T-complex. Gene Ontology annotation, molecular function: ATP-dependent protein folding chaperone; ATP binding; ATP hydrolysis activity. The record is from RefSeq and is a predicted model, not a curated record. The transcript is spliced from 9 exons. The coding region runs from base 275 to 1948 and encodes 557 amino acids. Gene Ontology annotation, biological process: protein folding.